This is a messenger RNA of Opisthorchis viverrini, 489 nucleotides long. RefSeq lists its product as hypothetical. The transcript is spliced from 3 exons. Lineage: Eukaryota; Metazoa; Platyhelminthes; Trematoda; Opisthorchiida; Opisthorchiidae. Bases 1 to 489 code for a protein of 162 amino acids. The record is from RefSeq and is a predicted model, not a curated record.
AUGUUGAAAAGCCUAGGAGCACCGAUGACUAGUCAGUGUGUGAACACAUAUCGUGAUUUCCAGCAGGAAGACGGCUGUUCAAACGAACGUGAUGUGAGCGUAAAUUCUUCAGAUCUACAACACCUACAACUCUCCCAGAGUUUGUCCAGCAAGUUUAAGGUGUCUGCAGCGCUGCCUGACAGUGAUAAUGGCGAUGAUGAUGGUGAUGAUGAUGAUGAUGAUGAUGAUGAUGAUGAUGAUGAUGAUGAUGAUGAUGAUCGUACUGGUGAUGAUUUUGACGAUAAGGAUGAUGAAGAGACGGACGCUGAUGGUGAUUCUGACGACGGCGAUAAAGAAGAGGAUGGCGAUGAUGGGAGGAGGAUGGGAAGGUUAAACGUGAAAAAGGAUACGAACGGGUUCGCCGUGCUUCAAAAACUACAUAUUUCCUUACAUUCACCAAUUUCAGCAGGGAUGAUGCAGAGUUCCCAGUCUUGCAUAGUUCGUGUUUAG